Messenger RNA from Microdochium trichocladiopsis, 1464 nucleotides. RefSeq names its product major facilitator superfamily domain-containing protein. NCBI's taxonomy places the organism in Eukaryota, Fungi, Ascomycota, Sordariomycetes, Xylariales, Microdochiaceae. Gene Ontology annotation, molecular function: transmembrane transporter activity. Gene Ontology annotation, cellular component: membrane. The transcript has 4 exons. The coding region runs from base 1 to 1293 and encodes 430 amino acids. The record is from RefSeq and is a predicted model, not a curated record. Gene Ontology annotation, biological process: transmembrane transport.
AUGAUGUUGCUCAUGAACUACCUUGACCGCAUCAACGUGUCCAACGCUCGUCUCGCUGGCAUGCAGAAGGACCUUGGCAUGACCGACACCGAAUGGUCCGCGGGAAUCUCUCUGUUCUACGUCGGCUACAUCAUUUCUCAAGUCCCUGCCAACGUCGUCCUCGCAAAGGGCAACCCGCGCUUGCUCUUGCCUAUUUGCAUGCUGGGUUGGUCUGUGACUACCAUUUGCAUGACUGCUCUGUCGAGCGGCUGGGGUUUCAUGCUGUGCCGAUUCGUGGUCGGUGUCACAGAAGGGCCCUUUGUCCCGGCUGUUUCCCUCAUGACAUCCUCGUGGUACACGAAGCACGAGUCCCCUCUCCGCAUGAGCAUCUGGCACGCCGGCAACAUCAUCUCCAACGUCAUUUCAGGUCUUUUGGCUGCUGCCAUCCUCACUACAAUGGAGGGCAUUCGCGGUCUCCACUCCUGGCAGUGGUUUGUUCUCAUUGAGGGCAUCGUUAGCAUCGCCGUCGCCAUUGUCUCGUUCUGGUGCAUUCCCAAAUGGCCUAACAACACUGGCACCUACUUCCUUACAGCCGAGGAGUCCGAGAUGGCACAGUACCGAAUGCAGGUCUCUGGUGGCGGAUACACCGAGGACGACGAGGGAACUCGUUGGGGCGGUGUCAUCCUGGCUGCCAAGGACCCCUUCACUUGGAUGUUUGCCUGCCUCCACUUCUUUGUCAUUGUCGGGCAGUCCUUCAAGGAUUUCUUCCCUUCUAUCCUGGAAACCUUCCAUUUCGACAAGACUGGAACCUACCUCCUCCAAGCGCCUCCUUACCUCUUCGCGUAUGGAGUCUGUAUCGCGGUCUCCUGGUCCAGCGGUCGCUUGCUCGAGCACUGCUGGCACAUCGUCGGCGCUAUGGCCACCGCUCUUGCCGGUGCUGUCAUUCUGAUCUCCACCCUUCAGCAAGCUCCCCGCUACUUUGGCCUGUUCCUCCUGUGCUCUGGCCCGUUCAUCGCUCUCAACUUGCACUUGUCUUGGGAGACGACGGUUGUGCCCCGGCCCCGCACCAAGCGUGCUGCGCUGGUGGCUAUCGCCAACUGUGCCAGCAGCGUGACGCACUGGUUCAGCCCCUAUUUUUUCCUCACGAACCAGGCUCCCCGUUAUGAGAUGGGUGGUGGCAUCAUCAUUGUCGGUUGCGGCGCCUCCAUCCUGUCCUGUCUCAUGCUCAAGUGGUGGGUCAACCGGAAGAACAAGCAGCUCGAGGAGAGGCAGGCACAGACUGGCGAGUACAACGAGUGGCGCUUUGUGUCUUGAGCAGUCUACGGGCCUUGUUCGACCAACAGUGGAAUCGGCUCAGUGCCGAAAAAGCUGGUCAAUUCUUGGUCGCCGCCUUUAGCAGCGACUUCAAUAACUCCGUAGACCUAAUGCAAGUGAACAGCCCAAACUCCUGGGCAUGCGCUCCACCAAGACAUCAUUAUAAACAAC